Molecule: messenger RNA, 1785 nt
Organism: Kwoniella shivajii
Lineage: Eukaryota; Fungi; Basidiomycota; Tremellomycetes; Tremellales; Cryptococcaceae
Exons: 10
Coding region: 1-1785 (594 amino acids)
Biological process (GO): transmembrane transport
Cellular component (GO): plasma membrane
Molecular function (GO): transmembrane transporter activity
Source: RefSeq, a predicted model, not a curated record
AUGGUACAUGAAGCUGACCCAGGUGCAACGGCGAUCACUCUGGUACCUCUCGAUGUGCCUAAAUCCCCCAUUUGUCAACCGGACUAUCCCAUGUCUACCGCUGUAACCCUUCCGCCCGGUUGUACGUACGGCCCUUCACUUAGACUUACUCCUCGUGGUGUCGUCUCUCGCCAACUCUCCACACCCUCCGCCGCAUGUGAUGGGGAAGAUGUGAGAAUCAUCUAUGUCGACUUCCCCUUAGGAUCCUCCGAAAACCCGUUUUUCUUCUCGCGCAGGCGUAAGCUCGGUAUUAUGUUAGUAGCGCUCUUUUACGCUAUGAUCACAGCAUACGAGACGUCAUCAUACUCUAUAGGGGCUCCUUCAAUGCAAAGAGAUCUACACGCAACAGAUUUACAGGCUGCGAGCGGUGUUUCUCUGUAUGGCUGGGGCUUUGCUAUCGGCCCGUUGAUGUUAGCACCGUUGACAGAAGAGUUCGGACGUUACUGGAUAUACAUGGGAUCGAUUCUAUCUUACACUUUAGUGCACUUGACGCAUGGACUCGGAAAGAAUAUAGCGACUGUUCUUGUGGGUAGAUUUCUCCUAGGCCUUACAGGCUGUAUUGGCGCUACAGUGGUCGCUGGUACCGUAUCGGAUAUCUAUCCUCCCAACAAGCGAGGUCCACCGAUGGGAUUUUUCACAUUAUCGGUGGUACUGGGACCAGGUUUGGGAGCGGCCACAAUGUGCUGGGCUGAAGCGAAUCCGCAUCUCGAGUGGAGGUGGAUUUCGUGGAUACAAAUGAUUGCACUUGCCGCUUAUUUGCCGAUUGCAUUCCUGGUCCUGCGGGAAACGCGAGCUUCAGUGUUAUUGCGCCGGAAAGCAAAGAAACUUCGGAUAGAGCGCGGAAUGCUAGAUGGCGGACGUUACACGGCGCGAAGUGAAGUAGACAAAGAAGAGUUCUGGGCGGCAAUGCGACGUAGUCUCAGUCGCCCAAUUUUGUUCCUGAUGAUGGAGCCCAUCGUCACCUUUUUCGCUAUCUGGGCUGCGUUAGUGUGGGGUGUCUUCUUUGUGCAGAUCGCUGGGUUGCCUUAUGUAUUCAAGUCCAUACACGGGUUCGGAACAACAGCCGCUGGAUCUACAUACUGGGCCAUUGUGGUUGGAUCAAUGAUAGGUUACUUGCUCAAUUUCAUCCAGGAUCAUCUGUACAAGAAAAAUGUUGGACGCAUCGGAGUGGAGGCUCGACUGUAUGCGGCUUGUGCAGCUGGCAUCGUCUUCGCUAUAGGUUGUGUCAUCUUCGGCUUAACGUCUAUACCCAGCGUCCAUUGGAUUGCUCCAUGCAUCGGUAUUGCAAUCAUCCUAGCAGCGGCAUACACCAUAUAUCAAACUUGCUUUAUCUAUCUUUCGGAAUGCUAUGGCACACACGCAUCCUCAGCUGUAGCUGGAAUGUCAUGUUUGCGGAUUCUUCUCGGCAGCAGUUUCGCCAUGUUCACCACUAAACUCUUCGACACAUUAACUCCCCGGUGGGGUCUGCUCAUGAUAGGCUGCAUUGCUCUAGUCUUAGCACCAAUACCAUUUAUCGCGCUUCUCAAAGGACCAUGGAUCAGGGAGAGAAGCCCCUACAGUAAAAUUUUGAUGGCAGAGGAGCGUGAACGGAUCGAGGCAGAAGGUCUGUCUCAGGGGACUGGUGACCUGGAGAGCCGAAUGGAAAUUAUGGAGGGAGAGGCCCUUCUGGAAGGUGAUCGUGUUUUGGAAUCAAACGUACAUGAGCCCAAGCAUCCCGCUGGAAGGCCAACGCCGGAAGGCAGCUGA